Melampsora larici-populina 98AG31 is the source of this 867-nucleotide messenger RNA. RefSeq lists its product as uncharacterized. The record is from RefSeq and is a predicted model, not a curated record. Gene Ontology annotation, cellular component: Mpp10 complex; small-subunit processome; nucleolus. Gene Ontology annotation, molecular function: snoRNA binding; rRNA primary transcript binding. Gene Ontology annotation, biological process: rRNA processing. NCBI's taxonomy places the organism in Eukaryota, Fungi, Basidiomycota, Pucciniomycetes, Pucciniales, Melampsoraceae. The coding region runs from base 1 to 867 and encodes 288 amino acids. The transcript is spliced from 6 exons.
AUGCUUAAACGUCAAACUCGUCAAAGAAGGGAAUUCCUUUAUAAGAAAGCACAUGAAGCAAGAGAACGACAGAUAUGGGAAAAGAAACAAGCUAUUAAAGAUGCUUUGGCUAAAGGAAAACCAGUGCCAGAAUCACUUAAAAAAGAAUUAGAUGAAUUAAGAGAAGCUAUGGGAAAGGAUGUGGGUGAUUCAGAACCACUCACACAUGUUGAUGAUGAAUAUGACCGAGCGGGAAUCGAUGAUCCUAAAAUCUUAAUCACCACUUCACGUAAUCCUAGUAGCAAAUUACUACAAUUUUCAAAAGAAAUGCGUUUAAUCUUUCCAAAUGCACAUCGUGUCAAUAGAGGGACCUACGUAAUGGGUGAAAUCGCAGCAGCUUGUAGAGCAAAUGCCAUCACAGAUCUCCUUAUCGUUCAUGAACAUCGAGGUAUACCGGAUGCAUUAGUAGUCUCACAUUUUCCACAUGGUCCAACUGUUCUCUUUACACUUCAUAAUGUGGUUUUAAGACACGAUGUACCUAGUGGAAGUACUUCGACUGUUAGCGAACAGUAUCCUCAUUUAGUCUUUGAUGGCUUUGGUACUAAACUAGGAUCUCGGAUCAUGAGUGUUUUGAAAUAUUUGUUUCCUGUACCAAAGGAAGAAAGUAAACGGGUAAUGACCUUUUCAAAUCAAGCGGAUUUCAUCUCUUUCAGGCAUCACGUAUUUGUCAAGACAUCCCAUAAAGAAGUACAAUUAGCUGAGGUUGGACCAAGAUUUGACAUGCGACCUUAUGAAAUUCGACAAGGAACACUUGAACAGAAGGAAGCAGAUCAGGAAUGGGUACUUCGGCCAUACCAGCGUACUGCUCGGAAACGCAAACAACUUUAA